Molecule: messenger RNA, 1782 nt
Organism: Naumovozyma dairenensis CBS 421
Lineage: Eukaryota; Fungi; Ascomycota; Saccharomycetes; Saccharomycetales; Saccharomycetaceae
Gene: TFC8
Product: transcription factor TFIIIC subunit TFC8
Exons: 1
Coding region: 1-1782 (593 amino acids)
Molecular function (GO): protein binding
Source: RefSeq, a predicted model, not a curated record
AUGAAGACUCUCAAAGACCUAGUGAUUAAUAGAAAGGAAUUUAAACCGUGGAGUGAGAAUAUAACAUGGGCCACAGAUGGGACCCUUUACUUAAACACUUAUCCAACAAUAACAGUUGGCCAACCCAUUUUCGUGAAAGAUAUAAAAGGCCAUAGCAAACAUUUAUUUUAUUUGGAAGAACUGAAAGUCGAUUCUGAGAUACCUAAUAAGUUAGAGUUCGAUAUUGCCGAGGAAAACACUUUACUUAAUUCCCAACCAAUAUCAUACACAAGAAGCUGUAAACCAUCUCCUAAUUGCCAUGAUGUAUUUGCUGUUUUGACCACUAAUGGUAAUGUUUUGGUUUGUGAUAAGGGGAAAUGGGGAUGCUAUUUGGAUACACCGGAUACUACACAUGGUCUAGCAUCUAGAAUAUAUCAUUCUAUGGAAUGGAGUCCCGAUGGACAUUAUUUAUUGGCAGGUAACGAGCUUGGUCAAUUGGUUGUUUUUAAAGAAAAUACGCAAGCUGAUGGAAUUGUAUCGUUCGAAUACAACUGUAUAAUAUCAUUGUUACCUCUAAUAGAUCAAAAUUUGUGGGUGACGAACAUAAAAUGGACUGAAGAUGAUACAAUUAUUGCAAUUUUGGAUGAUAACUCGAUGUUUGCUAUCACAUGGGACUAUAGUAACAUACAAAAAAAUACAGUGAUGCAGCUGAUGGCCUCUUCCAGGUUUAAGAUAGUGGAUUUUCAAAAAAUUAAAGAUUAUGUAGUCGUGACUUCGUCGGGGUAUUUCCAUAAAAUUAAUUUAAUAAAAAAUGAAACAUCAUCUUUAGAAAUUGGACCUAAUGAUGGCUAUAAAAUUAUUCCAUUAGGGAAAACGUCCGAUGAAGUUAUUCUGUUAUCAAAUAAAACAUCAUGUAAGUUGAAUUUAAAUGAAGAGUUAAACCUUUUAGUAGAUGAUGUGAUCUCGCCAUUAUUAGAAAAAAGUGUUAAAAAAUGGAACGCAGUUUGGAAUGAAUACAAUAAAUAUGAAACAACAUUAUUCAUAUAUGGUGUCGCGGUUUCUCCAGAUGGUUAUUCACUGGCUAUACUCUAUGACAUUGAAAAAAUAUCGAUGAAAUAUAGAAUCACCUCACAACUACAAUAUAAUAUAAUGUUUAUUCCUUUAAAUACUUCAUGGGAACUUUCUAAUCAAGCAACUGGAUUUGCGAAAUAUCAGACUUACAAUAUAUAUGAUAAAAUGCUACCCACUAACGGAGAAUUGAAUCUUGCAAAAAUCAAUGAGUAUCGUCCAAAUUUUGACACAAAUAUUGAUUUUAAAAGCUAUCUACAACUUAUACUUAAAGAUAAAGUAAUAAAUAAUUUGCUCUUCCUAAAUUUCAUAGGAGAAACUACAUCUAUCUAUUUGAUUAGAAAGCUAAUAUAUCAAUAUGGAUUAGGACAUCAAAACGAACUUGUCAAUGAAAUAGAUAAAGCAGCAUUCCAAUCAUUAUCCUGUGUUUUAGAAGAAGCAUCUUCCAUAAAUGUGGAUCAAGUUACGAUAAAAGGUGAUUACAUUGAGGAGACAUUUGGUUUUAAAGAUUCUACUAACACUAUUAUCUCUAAUGAUGGAAAUACUUGGAAUAGAUGCGCUGCCACACUAUUGCCAUUAUUAACUACAAAAGUGAAAAUAUGUUUGGUAACGAAGACACGCGUUAUUGACAUUACUAGAGAUACUCAAAAUGAAUAUGGUUGGUUCACGAAAACAUUACUAGAAGUAUUUGGCGACACUAGCAUAUAUUGUGGAAGUAAAAUGAAGAGUUCUUGA